CCAGCUCCUUAGCUCUGCCCCCUGGAGUCCCGACGACGGGCUUCCUCACAGGCGCCGCACAAAAACCGCCGCUUCCCCCUCAGGCGCUUCGUCCCGGGGCUGUUGCCGAGCAGUGCCGCCGCCGCCGCCUCGCGCAAUUCCCCUCAGGCGGGCAAAGCGGGCGGCACCGAGUCCGGAGCGGGCUGGCCUGACUUUGCGGGGAGCAGCGGCGGCGGCGCCCUGGCUCGGGCAGCGGCCCUCCUCCGGGAGCCGAGGCGACGAUGGAUCAGCAGCAGCCGAACCACGAGCCGCACCGCCACCCGGCGCAGGAGCGCUCGCGCUCGCACACCGUCACCACCACCGCCAGCAGCUCCUUCACGGCCAACUGGUCGUCCGCUUCCAGCACGCUCGCCUACGACCGCGAGUUCCUGAGGACGCUGCCCGGGAUCCUCAUGGUGGCCGAGAUUGUGUUGGGGUUGUUGGUAUGGACGCUGAUUGCUGGAACAGAAUAUUUCCUGUAUCCUGUCUUCGGCUGGGUAAUGUUUGUGGCUGUGUUUUACUGGGUCCUUACGUUGUUCUUCCUAAUCAUCUACAUGACAAUGACGUACACUCGGAUCCCCCAAGUGCCAUGGACCACUGUUGGCCUGUGUUUUAACGGGAGUGCCUUUCUUUUGUACUUCAUUGCUGCCAUUGUAGACGCGUGUGCCGUCACCAAGGAAUUGGACAGCCACAACUACAACAGCUGGGCAGCUUCUUCAUUCUUUGCAUUCGUUGUGACUUCCUGCUACGGUGGAAAUGCCUACUUUAGUUUUGUAUCUUGGAGAUCGCGGAACUUGCAAUAAAUGUCCUCUUUAAAUUAAGGAAAAAAAACACAUUUGGGUAUAAUGCAUCAUUUUUAAAUUAUCAAUUCCUGCAGUGGUUAUUCUUAAUGCUCAGGCAAAGCAUUUUUACUCAAGAGAAUUUCAAUGGCUCACAUUAUGGCCAAACCAUAGUUGACUGUCAGGAGCAUGCUGUGGAGUUGCAUGCCCCUUCCUAUCUCUCCCCCAUGCAAGCUAAUUCCAUCCUCUUACUUCCUGAUUUGUGGUAACCAUUGUUUCCUGUGGCUUCCAAAUCGUAGAAUACCAUAAAUGAAGAAACUGAUUAUGGAUUAGCAUGAGGGAUGGUGAGAAGAAAGCAUGGAAGCUCAUAGCAUGUUCUCAAUGGCCAAACUCAUGGUAUGGCUAUGAUACCUAAACUCAACCAGUGAUCAUGUUAGCAUCUAAUACUGAACCAAGAUUCAGUAGUACAAUGCACUCUGCCUUUCUCCUGUGUGAGCUGGAGGAGGACAUCAGAAAGUUUUACUUAAUUUUCUUUAAGCAAGGCUUGUAACAUCUGGAUUAGGGUUUAUGCUAUAACAGUAAUUCUGGCCAAUUUCAGAACAAGCAAACUUCAAACCAUGGGUUAGGAAGCUGUCUUGUUUAAACUAACCAUAGUUGGUAUAAAUUACAAACCCCAAUUUUAGUGUAAUGUGACAAGCUGUGUUUGAGGGGAAACUGAAGCAGAGGUUUCCGAAGUCAUCCUGGCCGUGCAGGAAGAGAUGAGAAUAUGUGAGGCCAAGGGGAGUCUAUGAUCCGGAAACCAAGCCUUAUGAGGAACAGUUGAAGGAAUUUGGCAUGUUUAGCCUGGUAAAGUACCGAGAGGAGUUAUGAUAGCUAUCUUCGAAUAUAUAAAGGACUGUCACAGGGAAGAUGUAGCAAGCUUGUUUUCUCGUGCUCUGGAGGCUAGGCCCCUAACCAAUGGCUUCAAUUUACAAGAAAGGAGAUUACGACUAAACAUCAGGAAUAACUUUCUGACAGCAAGACCUGUUUUGAAAGUGGAACAGACUCCCUCAGGAGGUGGUGGACUCUCCUUCUUUGGAGGUUUUGAAGCAGAGGUUGGGUGACUUAUCUGUCAUUCAUGAGCUAGUUGAGAUUCCUGCAUCAUAGGGAGUUGGAUUAGAUAACUAUUGGUAUCUCUUCCAACUCUACAAUUCUAUUAUUCUAGUGUGAACCAGAGACUAAUGAGUUUGAUGGUGCCUACUUCCAAGUAAAUAUCCAUAAAGCCCUAAAUGGCCUUAGCCCUGUAUAGUUGAAGUCUCCACCUCCAUCACCCGGCCUGAGGUCCAGCUCUGAGGGCCUUUGAGCACUUCCCUCACUGUGAGACAUGAAGCUACGGGGAACCGGGCAGAGGGCCUUCUCGGUAGUGGCACCCAUCCUGUGGAACGCCCUCCCAUCAGACGUCAAACAAAUGAACAACUAUUUGACUUUUAGAAGACACCUGAAGGCAUCCCUGUUCAGGGAAGUUCUUAAUGGUUGAUGUUUUUACUAUUUUGUGUUUUUACUAUUUUGUUGAGCGCCGCCCAGAGUGGAUGGGACAGUCAGAUGGGCAGCAUAUAAAUAAUAAAAUUAUUAUUAUUAGAAAGAAGCCUCAAUUAGAUGGAAAAUAUAAGGGAUUAAGACUGGAAUCCUCCUCCACCACCCCUUAUGCUGGACUGGGGUACUUUGGAGGGAGGGAAGACAUUUCUUUCCCCAUUCUGCCGGUUCAUCUCAUCUCCUGCUGACUAAUGCCACUCUGCCAGCACAGACCUUCCCCCUUCUGCCCAUUGAAAGUGUUCCACCCACUGAUUUCUCAUCAGUCCUGAAGAUUUCUCAUCAGCUCAGAAUCUUAGCCUGUGCUGGCCAGUCGUGGGUGUGAUCUGGGCCCAAUUUCUGCACCAAACCUAUCUUCCUGUCCCCACACCAAUGCCGCUGUGAGUGUGUCUCGUUUUUAGCAAGGAGCAAUAGUGUCCUCUGCCUAAGAAGUAUUGUGAAUAUUUUACAUCAAUUAAUAUGUUUCAGAAGGCAGUGCAUGUAUUCUGUUGUAACAAAAUGUGCCUCCCUUUAUUUUUUUACUUUGUAAAUAUAACUGUCACAGUCCCAUUCUGUGUAUAUUGACUCAGAUACGCAUAGGACUGCACCUUUAGAAGGGGUGAUGAGAUAUAUAUUAGAAUAAUGUAUCAUAUUUUUAUACACGUUAACUUUCUGUGUUUAGGAAAACUUUCCUGCUUAAAUGCUACUGUACACAGUCUUGAAGAUUUAGAGACCUAAAUGAGAUUCUCCUUGGAGCGCUAGUGUUUCUAGAUUGGCCUGGAAGAAAAUAUUCUGCCUCUGGUUACACAAUUCGGCAAUUGCUUAUGAGAGGGAACCACCUAAUAGUGCCAAAGGCCAAAGUUAAAUGUACAGCACUAUUCUGAAGCUGCUACAGUGUAAACAUAUGACUAGAAUGGAAAAUCUUCAAGACUGUAGAGUGGAUCCUUUUUCAAAUUAAUAUGGGUAGGCCAAUCAGCUUUCAUUGAUGGUAGAUGGUUAGAAGCAGUAGGAACACUGUAAAUUCACAGCACAAUUUUAUAUGUGUCUACUCAGAAAUAAGUCCAACUGAGUUCAAUACGACUUACUCCCAAGGAAGAUGUGUCUAGGAUUGCAGCCUUAAAGAAAUUACUUUCUAAGUAAGUGGCUCAUUUUGGGUGGCUAUGUGGAAGAAACAGAAAAACAUCCUCUGGAUGUUCACAUUUUAUACAUUCUUAUCUCAGACAUAAGUUCUUUUUCAUUUGAUUGUUGACAAACAAGUCCUUCCUUGAUUAUGGAUUUGUCCAGUAGCAACAUCGGUGCUAUGAUAUUACAGCAGAAUCUAUGCUGGGAGAUGAUUCGAUUAUUUCCUUUUUAUCUUUAAAUCUGCGUAUUACGAUUACCAAGCUAUUUUAUAUAUAUAUAUAAAACGGCAAACCACUUCCAACCUGUGUAGUGCCGGGCUAUCUCCUCCUCCUCCUUUGCACAUUUUGUAAAGUAUUGGAUUUGUAUUCCCUCGAACCAUUUCAAUGUACAUAAAAAUGAAUGCUUUUUUUAAAAAAAAUUAAUUGUUGCAGUGUUCUUUAUUUCACUUACUAAUUCAAAAAUUAUGGAAUGUCAAUCCAAGGAGCAUUAUACAGUGGUACCUCACAAGAUGAAUGCCUUGCGCAACGAAAAACUUGCAAGACAAAAGCGUUUUGCAAGACGAAGUUUUUCGGCGUUUUUUUGUUUUUUUGCCGCAGCAGACCACGCUUUGUAAGACGAAAUCAUCGCAAGACAAAGCGACUCGCGGAACGAAUUACUUUCGUCUUGCGAGACACCACUGUAUAUACCUUGAUCUUUGACUUGGUGAGCAGGCCUUCUUCCUGUCAAAGGUCUCAUUUCUUCAGGACCAAUCUGUCAAGGACCAGCAUGCUGGGCAAGUCUGAGAGCCCCAAACAAGGCAGAGCCACCCCUUCUCCUCUCUUUUGCUGUGAGACAUGGGGUCACCAACCUUUUUGGGUCUCUGGGCACACUUGCAAAUGAGUGAUCCUGUUAUCUGCAGUAGAAUUGUAGAGUUGGAAGCGACCCCAAGAGCCACCCCCUGCAGUGCACACACACUACAACCAAGCAUGCACCACAACAUAUUACGUUAACUAUAGCAGAAACCUUUCAUGCCUAAUUUCAGCAGGUGCCAUGGACUGUAGGGGUAUCAGGGAAGGCCUCUUACAGCUGCACGUACAUUGGCAGUGCUCCACUUUGGUCACUUGUUACAGUAGGCUCUGGUGGGUUGAGUGGAAGAGACCAAUAGAGGAUCCAAUGGUCAAGGCAGUGAUUUCUACACGUGCUAUAGAAGGGAGGGAGGGGCAGAU
This is a messenger RNA of Zootoca vivipara (common lizard), 4672 nucleotides long. RefSeq names its product CKLF like MARVEL transmembrane domain containing 8 (gene CMTM8). Gene Ontology annotation, biological process: myelination. The record is from RefSeq and is a predicted model, not a curated record. Lineage: Eukaryota; Metazoa; Chordata; Lepidosauria; Squamata; Lacertidae. Gene Ontology annotation, molecular function: structural constituent of myelin sheath. Gene Ontology annotation, cellular component: membrane.